Messenger RNA from Nomia melanderi (Alkali bee), 2904 nucleotides. Its product is annotated as solute carrier family 2, facilitated glucose transporter member 1. Lineage: Eukaryota; Metazoa; Arthropoda; Insecta; Hymenoptera; Halictidae. Gene Ontology annotation, biological process: monosaccharide transmembrane transport. The record is from RefSeq and is a predicted model, not a curated record. Gene Ontology annotation, cellular component: membrane. Gene Ontology annotation, molecular function: hexose transmembrane transporter activity.
AGUAUGCCUCCUACCGGACGCGGAUUCACGUAUACCCAGUUAAGGAGCGUCAUUUCACAUUAUUUUUUACGUACCGAGAGAUACGUAGUAAAUGUUUGCAACAUUUUAAACGCGUCGAAUAAAAGAAGCAUGUAAUCGAUCAUAGACAUAAAGCAUAGACGAUUUAGUGUGCGCGUGAAAGAGCCCAUCUUCAAAUUGAUCGCAACAUAUAUUUAUAGAAACAUAUACAUAUAGUAUAUCUUUAAUGGAUAUAUUACGUAAAUCUUGGACCUCGUGGAAUACGAUUCGUACAGAUACGAACCAUAGAAUCGCCAUAAAUAAAACGCGGGAUCGAUUCGCAGAAUCCUGUGGUAGGAAUCCGAGAUGAAGCAAUCGCAGGUACCGGAUUGCAAUGAGAGGUGUAAGCAAGGGUCGGUGAAUUUUCGCGCUUGCGCUUGAAAAUCUAGGGGGCAGCUUGUAGGGAAGGUCGUUCGCGUAUCCAGAGGGUAUAAGCGUACGAGAAUCGAACCCGCAUUCUCAGAAUAGAGAGUCGAGCCCGCGUUUUCUUCGUUCAGGUAAUCGUCGCGCGCACGAUGGCAGCUACGGAAGACAAGCCGGACAAUGAAAUUCAGGAGCAGGCUACGACGCCGACCGCUCUAACUCAGGCGCAGAAGUCUACCACGGAGGAUAAGCGGUUGGGCCUGAACGGACGGUUAGCAUUCGCCAUAGCGGCUGCUGCGCUCGGAUCAUCCUUCCAACAUGGGUACAACACUGGAGUCGUCAACGCACCUCAGCAGCUUAUCGAGGACUGGAUCAGUAACCUGAAAAUGAAUCGUACCGGUGAGCCGACGAAACAAUCGGACGUAACGAUGAUUUGGUCGAUAGCAGUGUCGAUAUUCUGCGUCGGCGGGAUGAUCGGCGGUUCUCUGGUGGGUUCAAUAGCCGAUCGUUUCGGUAGAAAGGGUGGUCUCUUACUGAACAACGUGCUGGUCCUCCUCACAGUAAUUUUCGAGGGCUGCGCCAAGUCGGCGAAGAGCUACGAGAUGAUAAUCAUCGGAAGAUUCUUAAUCGGUAUCAACGCUGGAUUGAACGCCGGUCUAGCACCCAUGUAUCUAGCCGAGAUUUCGCCCAUUCAUCUGCGAGGAGCCGUUGGUACGGUUUAUCAAUUGGUUAUCACCAUGUCUAUUCUGGUAUCGCAGAUCCUGGGACUCGAACAAGUUCUGGGCACGUCCGACCAAUGGCCCCUUCUUAUGUGCUUGACGAUCGUCCCCGCGAUCUUCCAAGUAUGUACGCUUCCGUUGUGCCCCGAGAGUCCGAAAUACUUGUUGCUCAGCAAAGGAAAGGACAUGGAAGCGCAAAGAGCUUUGUCCUGGCUACGCGGCACGAUCGAAGUUCACGACGAGAUGGACGAAAUGAGGGCGGAGUACGAGUCGGUGAAGAUGGUGCCAAAGGUCACGCUGAAAGAAUUGUUCGUAAAUUCUGCACUUAGGAUCCCACUGUUCAUCGCGAUUAUGGUGAUGUUUGCGCAACAAUUGUCCGGCAUAAACGCCGUCAUGUUCUUCUCGACGAAGAUCUUUACGAUGGCGCAGUUGGACAAGAACGCGGCACAGAAUGCGACGAUGGGCGUCGGUGCGAUGAACGUUAUCAUGACUUUCAUCUCGUUGAUACUGGUCGAGAAAGCCGGAAGGAAAACGCUGCUUAUGAUCGGUUUCACCGGAAUGUUCAUCGAUACCGCUUUGUUGGCGAUUUGCCUCGCGUUCGCUGAUUCGUCUCGCGCGGCAGCUUACCUUUCGAUCGUGUUGGUGAUCAUGUUCGUAGUCCUGUUCGCUACCGGACCGGGAAGUAUUCCUUGGUUCUUGGUGUCGGAACUGUUCAAUCAGUCGGCGAGACCCGCGGCGACGUCCGUCGCCAUCGCGGUUAAUUGGACGGCGAAUUUCAUCGUCAGUAUCGGGUUCCUACCGAUGCAGGAGGCGUUAGGUGCUUACGUAUUCAUUAUUUUCGCCGCGCUGCAAGCAUUCUUCUGCUUCUUCAUUUACAAGAAAGUGCCCGAAACGAAGAACAAGACGAUGGAGGAGAUCAGUAGCAUGUUCCGGCAAAUAUCCUACCAGUAAGAGGCUCGUGCGUGUUGCCGUUGCGCUUCGGAAAUCGAAUUAUGCAACUACUUGUUUCGAGAGGAACGUUUUCGCCGUCGUCGUCGUCGUCGUCUUCGCCGCCGCCGUCGUCGUCGUAGACUGUAGACUGUAGACUGUAGACUGUAGGCUGUAGGCUGUAGGCUGUAGGCUGUAGGCUGUAGGCUGUAGGCUGUAGACGAAUGAAUCGAGCGCAGAUGCGAAUUUCUUGGAGGAAUCCGUGAUUUCACUGCAACAGGAGUGUGUAGCAACGUCUAUUACAAUUCACGCAUUGCCAUUACGCGUUUUAGUAAGAAAUUCCGAGUAUUAAAUGAACUUUUAGAUGAAACAUUGGUUAACAAACGAUCUAACGAUUUCUAUUUUUAAUACUUUGACGAAUCGAACGGGUUAACGCAAUUAUUCUCUCUAUAUCGUAGAUGCUGUCAAGAUGCGCGCAUACUUUUCAAGGAGUUUGAUUUUUAAGUAAACUUAAAUCUAGUUCCUAUUUGUUACCGGCACAGUGAACUUAUCGUGACAGACAGGGAAUAUAUACAUAUACAGGGUCACGAACAACAGACUCUCUCACUGUUGCGCGUUACGCUAUUUUCUUUUUUAUUAGUCGAGCGAGUGUACUCUCGUCGUUUCCCUUGAAAACUUCUCGUUUCGUUGACAUUGUACGCUUUCGAUGGAGUCAUUCGGAAACCGCAUACCUUUAGGUCUAGAAGAUUAAACACAGCUCAACUUUACAAAGACGAACGCUUAAUAAAGUUGUAUACAUAUGUAUAUACAUUCAGAAAUAAUAUUAUACGUAUAUACA